AGGAAAUGGAUCCCCUCAGCAAUUGACAGGUCUGUGGAUCCUUAAUACAUUAUCCUCAAACACAUUGUUACGAACAUUUACUAGUCAAAUUCAAGAGUGAACACUGGAAGGUAAUCACCCAAUGUCUUUCAGCAUGGAGAGAGCAGAUCAGUAUCGGAGUGGGCACUAAAUGUUACAUAGAAGAACAAAAAGCAGAGAAGAACCUUCUUCAGAGUGAAGAGUCCUUUGACUAUAUGAUCUUCAUGAUUUCAUGUGAUAAUGUACUUCUGGACAGUUUCUACCAACAUAAAGAACCUCUAAGAGUUUAUAUAGAGAAAACGUAUUUGAAGAAAUAUCACUCUUUAAGACUCCCUAAAUUCGAAAGAUUGAUCAUAAAGAAAGAUAAACAAGGAGAAAAAAUGGCUUUUGUAGACUACUUUUCUCCAUUAAAACAUCCAAUUGAUGAGCUUACUAUUUCAGCCAAGAGAACUGGUGAGAAGAUUAAGUGGUGCCUUCCAUUGAUCCUGAACCACCCAGGGAAGCUACAGAGAGUCUCCUUCAGCUGCUUCUUGAUCUUAACCAAAGAAUUAAAGAGGCUAUUCUCAGCUUGAGAUUUUAUGAAGAAUAUAAUCUUUGCUCAAUGCGAGUUCGGAAUUGAUGUUAAUCAUAAGUUGUUACCUCCUGCUGGCUGGGAGAGCAGAAGCAAAGUUACAGAGAAAAUCCAGAUCAUUGGAUGCACUUUUCCAGGAAGUUCAGAUGAAUUUAAAGCCAUCGUGAGACAGUUUUAUCCUAAAACUAAGAUACAAAUAAGCAAUUAAUCGGUC
Moneuplotes crassus is the source of this 803-nucleotide messenger RNA. The record is from the annotation of a GenBank genome assembly. Lineage: Eukaryota; Ciliophora; Spirotrichea; Euplotida; Euplotidae.